UGCGGCUGUUGUCGCCCUGUCGUGUUCAAGCCUGCGCCAGAGGUUGGCCCGCCCUCGUGCGCCCUGCGCGCACCGAGCUUCCACUGGGCCUCCCAAGCGAGUGCCGCGCUCGCGCCAGCGCCUUCGGUCGGGGGGGGACCAUGACCGCCUUCGCGGUGACGGCCACGCGCCCGUCCUUCCAGAUGCCCAUCGAGUGGGAGGUCGCCACCGCCCUCUCGCUGGCCCGGCUCGCGGCGGACGUGGCGCCGGUGGCCGCGGCCGUGGAGGUGUGGCCGAUGCUCGACUCCGUCGGUGGUGGACGUGGGCGGGGCCUCCGUGCGGCUGCGGCUCUGCGCCGGCGGCGGCGCCGGACUCGCCGAGGCUGCGGCGUCCGCCGGCGAGGAGGCCGCAGCGAGUGCGAUGCUGGGCGCGCAGGGCAGCGUGGCGCUGUGCCUCCGCCGCGGCGAGGGGGAGCCGUGGCUCCCCGCCAUCGCGGGGGUGCCAGGGCACCACGUGGACCGCGCGGGCGGGCCGAGAAGAGGGGCUGCUGGAGGCGGUGGUGGUGGCGCGGCCAACCGUGCGCGGCGGGGUCACCUUCCUGCACGAGGAGGCCCUGCGGGCGUGGCUGCCGGCCGGGCGCGCGCUGCAGCUGGCGCCGCUGUGCCGGUUGGACGACUUCCAUAUCGACGACGGCAGCGGCCCGUGGCUCCGGGACCGCAUCUGCACCACCGCCUGGCAGGCCGAGUGCU
This is a messenger RNA of Prorocentrum cordatum, 728 nucleotides long. Lineage: Eukaryota; Dinophyceae; Prorocentrales; Prorocentraceae. The record is from the annotation of a GenBank genome assembly.